This is a messenger RNA of Priceomyces carsonii, 462 nucleotides long. RefSeq lists its product as uncharacterized. The coding region runs from base 1 to 462 and encodes 153 amino acids. Gene Ontology annotation, cellular component: AP-1 adaptor complex; intracellular membrane-bounded organelle. The transcript has a single exon. Gene Ontology annotation, biological process: protein transport; vesicle-mediated transport. The record is from RefSeq and is a predicted model, not a curated record. Gene Ontology annotation, molecular function: clathrin-cargo adaptor activity. NCBI's taxonomy places the organism in Eukaryota, Fungi, Ascomycota, Pichiomycetes, Serinales, Debaryomycetaceae.
AUGGCGAUACAAUUUCUAUUAUUAUUAUCAAGACAAGGUAAGGUGAGGCUAUCGAAGUGGUAUCAGACAGUGUCUCAGAAAGAAAAGUCUAAGGUGACAAAGGAAUUAACAACUCUAAUCCUCUCUAGACGUGCUAAGAUGUGCAAUGUUUUAGAAUAUAAAGAUAGUAAAAUCGUUUACCGUCGAUAUGCAUCUUUAUUUUUCAUAGUGGGAAUAGAUAAUGGCGAUAACGAGCUUCUAGCUUUGGAAAUAAUCCAUCGAUUUGUCGAGCAGAUGGAUAAGAUGUAUGGGAAUGUAUGUGAGUUGGAUAUAAUUUUUGGGUUUGAGAAAGCAUAUCACAUUUUGGAUGAGUUGUUAUUAGAUGGUUAUAUUCAAGAGAGCUCAAAAAGGGAAGUACUAAAUAGAGUAGCCCAGGAAGACGAAUUAGAGAAUUUGGACGAAUUUGAAAAUAUUUUGGCUUAA